AUGUCCACUCUCGAAGAUCUCGACGAUCUCGAACGCGAGAACAGAGACAAGAAGCAAGAUAGCGGCGACGACGAUGGCAAGAAGCCUAACAAUGACGGAGAUGCCGAAAUGCAGGAUGCCGAGAAAAAAGACGACGAGGAGGAUUUGCUCGACGACGAGAUUCUGCACUCAAGUACAGCGGACAUUGUCAAGAGGCGGCGAAUGCUGGAGAACGAGAUGCGCAUCAUGAAGAGCGAGUUCCAGCGGUUAACACACGAGCAAAGCACGAUGCGAGAGAAGGUCAAGGAUAACCAAGAAAAGAUCGAGAAUAACAGACAACUACCAUACCUCGUUGGAAAUGUGGUUGAGCUGCUGGACCUUGAUGUUGAAGCCGAGGCUGCCGAGGAAGGGGCUAACAUCGACCUGGAUGCCACCCGUGUCGGCAAGUCCGCCGUCAUCAAGACAUCAACCCGGCAGACAAUUUUCCUCCCUCUCAUCGGUCUUGUCGACCAUGAAAAGCUGAAGCCUGCCGAUCUGAUUGGUGUGAAUAAAGAUUCAUAUCUCGUCCUUGACACCCUACCAGCAGAAUACGACAACCGAGUUAAGGCGAUGGAAGUCGACGAGAAGCCCACAGAGAAGUACACGGAUAUCGGUGGAUUAGACAAGCAGAUUGAAGAGAUUGUGGAGGCUAUUGUUUGGCCAAUGAAGGAGGCUGAACGGUUCAAGAAGAUUGGCAUUAAGGCGCCAAAGGGUGCCCUCAUGUACGGCCCUCCCGGAACUGGUAAGACCCUACUUGCACGGGCCUGUGCCGCCGAGACGAAUGCAACUUUCCUCAAGCUUGCCGGUCCUCAACUGGUGCAGAUGUUCAUUGGUGACGGUGCCAAACUUGUCCGCGACUGUUUUGCUCUUGCCAAGGAGAAGGCGCCGUCAAUCAUUUUCAUUGACGAGCUGGAUGCUGUGGGUACGAAACGUUUUGACUCAGAAAAGUCCGGUGAUCGUGAAGUGCAACGAACCAUGCUGGAGCUUCUGAACCAGUUGGAUGGUUUUGCUUCCGAUGAUCGAAUCAAGGUUUUGGCCGCGACCAACCGUGUGGAUGUCCUGGAUCCUGCUCUCCUCCGGUCUGGUCGUCUGGACCGCAAGAUUGAGUUCCCACUUCCCAACGAGGAGGCUCGUGCCAACAUUCUCCAGAUUCAUUCACGCAAGAUGUCGGUUGAAGACACGGUGAACUGGGCAGAGUUGGCUCGCAGCACGGACGAAUUUGGUGGUGCCCAGCUGAAGGCCGUGUGCGUUGAGGCCGGUAUGAUCGCCCUGCGCAAAGGAAUGAGCAAGGUCGGGCAUGAAAACUACGUCGACGCCAUUGCCGAGGUUCAGGCAAAGAAGAAGGACACCAAUAUGGGAAUCUAUGUCUAG
Penicillium oxalicum is the source of this 1389-nucleotide messenger RNA. RefSeq names its product proteasome regulatory particle base subunit RPT5. The transcript is spliced from 3 exons. Gene Ontology annotation, biological process: proteasome-mediated ubiquitin-dependent protein catabolic process. Gene Ontology annotation, molecular function: ATP hydrolysis activity; proteasome-activating activity; ATP binding. Bases 1 to 1389 code for a protein of 462 amino acids. NCBI's taxonomy places the organism in Eukaryota, Fungi, Ascomycota, Eurotiomycetes, Eurotiales, Aspergillaceae. The record is from RefSeq and is a predicted model, not a curated record. Gene Ontology annotation, cellular component: proteasome regulatory particle, base subcomplex.